Molecule: messenger RNA, 2436 nt
Organism: Phytophthora nicotianae INRA-310
Lineage: Eukaryota; Oomycota; Peronosporomycetes; Peronosporales; Peronosporaceae
Exons: 1
Coding region: 1-2436 (811 amino acids)
Biological process (GO): transmembrane transport
Cellular component (GO): membrane
Molecular function (GO): transmembrane transporter activity
Source: RefSeq, a predicted model, not a curated record
AUGGGGAACCGUGGAAGCAAGCCCAACGACACUGGUAACGAAGCGCAGGAAGAUACACGUAAGGCGUCUCGCCCCACUGAAGAGGUUUCUAGCACGAAUCCUUUCAAACCCAACAACCGCAGGUGCACCGAUGUUCUCUGCUUGCUCUUCUUCGUCGUCUUCUGGAUCGGUAUGAUCGUCAUUGCCGGCGUCGGGUACAAGCACGGUAAACCACAGCGACUCAUCUACGGCACUGACUGGAUGGGGCGCACAUGUGGUGCUCAAGCUGACAAGACCGAUACCGUUCCGGCCUACGACUUUACCGACUACAAGUACAUGAUCUAUCCGCGUCUGUCUGAAGAUCUCAAGACACUCGCCGCAGCUGGUUACACUGCCAAACAACUCGCCAAUCCUUCGACACUUCGUAAACUCUUCGGCGUAUGUGUCCCGUCCUGUCCACUAAUCACCGACAAUGAUCUCUACGUGCACGCCUACUUGAACUACACUGUACACGCUGAUCCCGUGAACGAAGACGACUCCAGUGCCGGUUCUAGUAUGGAGUACGAGAAGGCCGGUUCUCCUUGGAAACUCGUCACCAACUCCAGCAACGUCUUGUAUCGGUGCGUGGAGCUCACCAAGAUUGAAGUCACACAAACUGCUCGGUGCGUUGACGACUGUACGGACGAAGAAGAAGCGAACUACAAGGCAGGCAAAGUCAAGACUCUGACCUGCGGGACGGACGAGAAGAUCAACCCGUUCACAGACUGUGGCAACAAAAGCUGUACUGAAGUUAUCACCGCUUUACGACCGAAUUGUACGAGCUUGGAGACGACUAAACAAGAGCGUCAGAUUGGCUCCACGACCGAAGACCCCGUCACCAAGAUGCUGAGUCGGAAAUGGUACAUGGUGGCUCGCUGGCUCGGUGACCUGCAGAAGGCUGCCUUCCCCAUCUUGAUCUGCGGUGGGCUGUUCGCUCUGAUCCUCGGACUCAUCUGGCUUGUCCUGCUGCGCUACUGUGCCGGUCUCUUCGUGUGGCUUGUCAUCGUGCUCGUCGUAGCCAUGCAGAUCGUUAUUACCUUCUUCUGUGCCUAUGAAGGCAACCUGAUCAACAGUACAAGUAUGCAAAGUACGUUAGAUAAAAUGGGGAUGUCGUCCGAGGACGCUCAAGCGCUCACUGUUGCAACCACGACCUACAUCACAUCAGCCGGCAUCACUGCUGCUGAGGAUCAGGCUUACUAUUGGGCGAUCGCCUGCUACGUCCUCACUGCAAUCGACAUCCUACUUCUCCUUCUUCUCAUUUUCAUGUGUGGCCGUAUCCGUAUUGCUAUCGGUAUCAUCCGCGAAGCUUCGAAGGCGCUACAGUCCAUGCCAAUGCUAACGCUCUACCCGAUCGUACCCACACUAUUCGCAGUCGGUCUUGUGGCCUACUGGUUGGUGGCGGCUGCAUUCAUCGCAACGUCUGGUAAAAUAACACUCAACGACGUCGCCGACACCGCUGGCAACGCUACAGGCACCGAUUUCGAGGGCGCUGUCCCAGCGAAGAUUAAGGAGGACGAUGCCAUGCACUACUUGAUGAUCUACCACCUCUUCGGACUCCUCUGGACGAGUCAAUUCAUCCAGGCCGCAGCGUACGCCACCAUUGCUGGUGCCUUCUGUGAGUACUACUGGACACUGGACAAACGUCAAGUGCUGGCUCGACCGGUAUUUCGCUCCAUGUGGCGCACCAUUCGCUACCACUUCGGAUCGAUAGCGUUCGGCAGCCUCAUUAUCGCCGUCGUGCAGAUGUUCCGCAUUGCACUCGAGUAUAUCGACCAGAAAAUGCGUACGGCCAAGCAGGGCAACGCAGUGGUUAAAGUGGUUAUGCUGUGCCUCAAAUGCUUCCUCUGGUGCUUCGAGAAGUGCCUCAAGUUUCUCAACAAGAACGCCUUCAUCAUCAUGGCCAUGAAAGGCAAAAGUUUCUGUCCAGCCAUGAAGGAUUCCUUCUCUUUACUGCUGGCUAACGCUGCUCGAGUCGCUACUGUCAGCAUCGUCUCGCGCUUCUUGAUGAUCCUAGGCAAGAUGUUCAUCACGGGUUUCUGUAUGCUUUUCAUGUUCGUCUUUAUCCGCUAUCCGCCUACACAUCUGCCGAGCUUCUUCCUGGGCGAUCUGGCCAGUGUCAGCAGUCCGAUCUUCCCCAUGCUGCUCACGGGAGUGCUUAGCUACGCCACGGCCUCGUUCUUCUUGGACGUCUAUGGUACUGGUAUCGAUACGAUCUUGCUCUGCUUCUGUGAAGACUGCAACGUCAACAAAUCCUCGGAGCAGUACUACAUGAGCGACGAACUGGUGGCUUUCAUUGAAGGACCAGCCAAGCACAACGCCUUCCCCGUAUACCAGAAGCAAGGAUCUAAUACGCGUGACAACGCACCAGCCACUGCGCCACCUAUCGUUCAGGCUGGUCCAAUGACCAAGAUCAAGUAA